Molecule: messenger RNA, 1239 nt
Organism: Anoplopoma fimbria (sablefish)
Lineage: Eukaryota; Metazoa; Chordata; Actinopteri; Perciformes; Anoplopomatidae
Product: Krueppel-like factor 6
Exons: 4
Coding region: 169-1020 (283 amino acids)
Biological process (GO): regulation of transcription by RNA polymerase II
Molecular function (GO): RNA polymerase II cis-regulatory region sequence-specific DNA binding; DNA-binding transcription factor activity, RNA polymerase II-specific
Source: RefSeq, a predicted model, not a curated record
UGGAAGCAGCAGCAGCAGCAGCAGCAGCAUCCACACACACACAGACAUACAUGCGAGCACAGACUACACUCCAGCUCCUCUCUCUCUCUUCGGUGUCUUUUUAUUCCUCCUCCUCCUCCUCCUCCUCCUCAUCCUCCUCCUCUUGCAGGGCUGCAUCUCAGGAGUGAAAUGGAUGUCAUCCCCAUGUGUAGCAUCUUCCAGGAGCUCCAGAUUGUGCACGAUACUGGAUACUUUUCAGCUUUACCGUCACUGGAAGAGUACUGGCAGCAGACAUGCCUGGAGCUGGAGAGGUACCUCCAGAGCGAGCCCUACGUCUCGGCAACUGACAUCAAGUUUGAGAGCCAGGAGGACCUGUGGAGCAAGCUGAUGCUCGCCUGCGGGGACAAGACCAAGGAGUCGGACCCAAAGAUCCCUCGCAUCAAGGAGGAGGAAGACAAUCAGGACGGCCAGCAAAUCGACGGCGGCGGCUUCAACUCCGACGCCAGCAGCGAGGCCUCGGACAGCUCCGAGGAGCUCUCCCCGACCCUCGAGUUCUCCAGCGGCUCGUUGACGGACAUUCUGGGAGACGGCGGCGAAGACCUGGGCUCCGCCAUCAUCAGCACGCCGCCGUCCUCGCCCGAGCUGGGCAAGGAGGGCUCAGCGUGGAGCGGGAUACAGACUGAGCUGCACUCACCCGGGAAAAUUAGGACUGGGGGCAUUGAGCGGGCCGCGGAGAGGUCGGGGGUUACCAGCGGGGAGGCGUCGCCGGACGGCAGGAGGCGGGUCCACAGGUGUCAGUUCAACGGAUGCCGGAAGGUGUACACCAAGAGCUCGCACCUCAAAGCACACCAGCGCACGCACACAGGUGAGAAGCCCUACAGGUGUUCAUGGGAGGGCUGCGUGUGGCGCUUCGCACGAAGCGACGAACUCACCAGACACUUCAGGAAGCACACCGGAGCGAAGCCAUUCAAAUGCAGCCACUGCGACAGGUGUUUCUCCCGUUCCGACCACCUGGCGCUGCACAUGAAGAGGCACAUCUAAGAUGGCCUCCGCGUCGAGAUCUCUGAGGGAUGAUUCCGGUUGAUUUGUCCUGACCUGUGCGGGGGGAUGAGCGAGGCCGGUGUGUCCUGGGAGCGUUAACAGGGGCACCGCCGCGUUCCAGUCGGUGGAAAAAAGAUGAAGCAAAACGCAGGCUAUUAUUUGCACCAUACUUAGUGCCUCCAACACCUCGCUGUGGAGAUGGCUCUUGAAAGGCUUUUA